Anastrepha obliqua is the source of this 1506-nucleotide messenger RNA. RefSeq lists its product as uncharacterized. NCBI's taxonomy places the organism in Eukaryota, Metazoa, Arthropoda, Insecta, Diptera, Tephritidae. Bases 1 to 1506 code for a protein of 501 amino acids. The transcript has a single exon. The record is from RefSeq and is a predicted model, not a curated record.
AUGGACGUUAUGGAUCAACUGAUCUGUACAGAACUUCGUAAGGGUCCAGCUGGAGCUCCUAUGGCUCAAUUGACGGUCUUUGGGUGGACUCUUUUUGGAAGCGUGAAUAGAUCUGAGCCUGAUAUGCCACGCUUACAGUCGUUACAUUGCGAUGUUCAUUUGGAUCGAGCAUUGAACAAGUUAUGGGAGUUAGAGGAAGCUCCGCAAAAAACGUAUCUUACGCAUGAGGAGCGUUACUGUGAAGACCAUUUUGAAACAACGCAUCGAAGGGAACCUAACGGACUGUUUGUCGUCGAAUUGCCGCUGAAGCCCGAUGUAGCUCUGGGAGAGUCGCGAAACUUUGCUAUCCGGAAUUUGUUACGACUUGAAAGAAGACUCGCUUGUGACUCCGAUCUUCGUUUACGCUACAAUGAAUUCAUGAAUGAACUCAUUGACAUGAAACAUAUGCAGGUCACGUCAGAGACUAUGAAUCCAACGUAUUAUAUGCCUCAUCAUCCAGUUUUAAAGGAAAGUAGUACCACGACCAAAUUGAGGGUUGUAUUUAACGCGUCCACAAAAUCGGCUUCCGGAAAUUCGUGGAAUGACGCAUUAUCUAUAGGACCUCAAUUACAGGAAGAUUUAUACUCCAUCUUACUUCGCUUUAGAACACACCGCUAUGCUGUAACGGCAGAUGUCGCCAAAAUGUAUCGUCAAAUCUGCGUAUCCUUAAAACACGCCGAUUUGCAACGCAUCGUAUGGCGUAGCCACCCAUCCCUGCCUAUCCAAGAUUUUCGCAUGGUUCGCGUAACGUACGGAGUGGCAGCUGCGUCUCAUCUAGCUGUCCGAUCACUUCAACAGACGGCAAGAGAUUCGUCGAAUGGUUGUGCUAGGGCUAUUAGUGUUAUUCUCAAGGAUUUUUACAUGGAUGAUCCACUUACUGGUGCAUCUAGUAAAGAAGAACUUCGAUUAUUGCAACAAAAUAUUUCCGAAAUAUUGAGGGAAGGGGGGUUUGAACUUCGUAAGUGGGCAUCGAACUGCGCUGAACUAAUCGCAAGCAUUUCCAAUGCAUCUACGAACAUAUCACAUUAUAUUGUCGACGAUAAGGACGUUCACGCUUUAGGUCUUAUCUGGAACACAGAAGGAGACUACCUCACGUUUACUAUUAACUUGAGGGAACCGCCAGUUAAGUUGACCAAGCGCAUGUUUCUAUCAGAUGCAAGUACGCUCUUCGAUCCUUUGGGCCUACUUGCUCCCGCUACUAUAAAUUCAAAAAUUUGGUUUCAAGACAUAUGGCGCACUAAGGUAGGUUGGGAUGAUAUCAUUCCUGAGUCUAUCGCAACGAAGUGGUUGGCGCAUCGCAUAGAACUCGAGCAAUUGGCACAUUUGAAGGUGAACCGUUGGUUUGGUACUGAAGUAGCUGGGUCAUUUACGCAAUUGCACGUAUUCGCAGAUGCGUCCAAGCGUGCUUACGCCGCCGUUUUGUAUGCAGAACAACACAAAGCGACGGUAGCAUUACUGUGUCAUUAA